Trichomycterus rosablanca is the source of this 966-nucleotide messenger RNA. RefSeq names its product folate receptor (gene folr). The transcript is spliced from 6 exons. Gene Ontology annotation, cellular component: external side of plasma membrane. Lineage: Eukaryota; Metazoa; Chordata; Actinopteri; Siluriformes; Trichomycteridae. The record is from RefSeq and is a predicted model, not a curated record. Gene Ontology annotation, molecular function: signaling receptor activity. Bases 199 to 945 code for a protein of 248 amino acids.
AUAUAAAACUGCCUAUCUGUUAAAACUUAAUAUGUAUAAUGAUUGUGAUUAGAGCACGUGGUGUGUUAGUAUCACUAUGAUCAGGUCACUGCGACCCAGAGCAGAUCUUCUACAGAACCAGAAGGUGCCUCAUAAAACCAGCAACACACUUUAGAUCUUUCAACACUGCUGAGAGGAUUCAACACUUUAAUCAACACCAUGGAGCGAACAGUUAGGUCGUGGUUAGCGUUCGCUCUGCUGAUAGCAAUGCCCCUCAGUUCUGUCUGCCUGGAUAAACUUAACAUGUGUAUGACCGCCAAACACCAGAAGACAGAGCCGGGUCCAGAGGGAGAACUUUAUAAGCAGUGUUCACCGUGGCAUGAGAAUGCAUGUUGUACUGCUAACACUUCAGCUGAAGCUCAUGAGGAUAACUCCUACCUCUACAACUUUAACUGGAACCACUGCGGCACCAUGAGCGACAAGUGUAAAAGCCAUUUUAUUCAGGAUACCUGUUUCUAUGAAUGUUCUCCUCACCUGGGACCUUGGAUACAACAGGCUGAUAGUUCCUGGAGGAAGGAGCGUAUUGUUGAUGUUCCUCUGUGUUUGGAGGACUGUGAGAGUUGGUAUAACGACUGUAAGGACGACGUCACAUGUAAAGAAAACUGGCACAAGGGCUGGGACUGGAGCUCAGGGACUAAUCGGUGUCCUAAGGACGCUCAGUGCCACAAAUGGACCGACAUUUUCCCCACAGCUCAGAGCAUGUGUGAGAAAAUCUGGAGCAACUCGUACAAGUACACCACCUACACCAAAAACAGCGACCGAUGCAUGCAGAUGUGGUUCACAGGGCCGAACCCCAACCGAAAAGUCGCAGAGUUCUACCUGAACCACGGCACUCAGACUGUCACAGCUACGACAAUCAGCAUCGUGCUUUCGCUCACUCUGCUUCUGUUCCUGCACUGGAGCUAAAAUAAAAACCAAAACAAAACA